Molecule: messenger RNA, 2964 nt
Organism: Lingula anatina
Lineage: Eukaryota; Metazoa; Brachiopoda; Lingulata; Lingulida; Lingulidae
Biological process (GO): positive regulation of fat cell differentiation
Cellular component (GO): nucleus
Source: RefSeq, a predicted model, not a curated record
AGUUAUCCACAAAAACUUGAUGGCAUGAAAAAAAAGUUCACCACUUGAGAGUGCUGGCAGAACAUUAGACCGCCAUGAAGAUCGUUUAUAUCUUCUUCUUAACGGUGAUUUUGGCUGUCCAAAGCGCUGAAGGUGGCAAUGGCAAUGGCAAUGGGAAUGGUAAUGGCAAUGGCAAUGGCAAUGGGAAUGGUGGCGAUUCCACGACCACGGCUGCCACAGUGGAAGUAGAAGAAGAUCUAGCACCAGGCUGUAAAAUGAAAAAGCGGGCGUUCAUCUGCACCACAAACACCAACGGGAACUCCAACCAUCUCGUCCUGAACUGUGGAAACCCGUCCACAAUAGUACGUUUUACCCGCUUCUGCGAUCACGAUGACAACCAAUGCUCAACACAGAGCGCAGUGAUGCCAAAUCUACUUGCGUUUGGAAUGAAUAACUGCGAUGGAGUCUCAAAGAAAUGUGACGUCGAUGCCACCAGCGCUUGUCAAGCUGAUGGCUAUCCGAAAACUCGAGUUGCAUAUGCUUGUGAUGAUUUGACCACCUCGAAUUGUGCAUCCCUUGCAGCCGACACUGGAGCUACCUCUACAACCACCACCACCACUACACCUACAACCACCACCACUACACCUACAACAACCACUACACCUACAACAACCACCACUACACCUACGACAACCACUACACCUACAACCACUACCACUACACCUACAACCACUACACCUACAACCACCACCACUACACCUACAACAACCACUGCACCUACAACAACCACCACUACACCUACAACAACCACCACUACACCGACAACCACCACUGCACCUACUACAACCACUGCACCUACAACCACCACUACGCCUACUACAACCACUGCACCUACAACCACCACCACUACAGCCACAACCACCACUACACCUACAACAACCACCACUGCACCUACAACAACCACUACGCCUACAACCACUACUGCACCUACAACUGCUGUGCCUACAACCACCACUAUGCCUACUACAACCACUGCACCUACAACUACCACCACUACAACCACAACCACCACUACACGUACAACAACCACCACUACACCUACAACCACCACUGCACCUACAACUACUGUACCUACAACAACUAAUACACCCUCAACAACCACUACGCCUACAUCAACCACUUCAACCGCCACUACGCCUGCAACCACAUCUACUAUCAGUAACGCUGGUUCUUCCAGCAAUGCAGGAGACAGUAACGCAGGUUCUUCCAGUAAUGCAGGCGGCGUUAAUGCAAGUUCCUCCAGCAAUGCAGACGGCAGUAACGCAGGUUCUUCCAGCAAUGCAGGCAGCAGUAACGUAGGUUCUUCCGGCAAUGCAGGAGCCAGUAACGCAGGUUCUUCCAGCAAUGCAGGAGACAGUAACGCAGGUUCUUCCAGCAAUGCAGGAGACAGUAACGCAGGUUCUUCCAGUAACGCAGGUUCUUCCAGCAAUACAGGAGACAGUAACGCAGGUUCUUCCAGCAAUGCAGGAGAUAGUAACGCAGGUUCUUCUAGCAAUGCAGGAGACAGUAACGCAGGUUCUUCCAGCAAUGCAGGCAGCAGUAACGUAGGUUCUUCCAACAAUGCAGAUGGCAGUAACGCAGGUUCUUCCAGCAAUGCAGGAGACAGUAACGCAGGUUCUUCCAGCAAUGCAGGAGACAGUAACGCAGGUUCUUCCAGCAAUGCAGGAGUUAGUAACGCAGGCUCUUCCAGUAAUGGAGGUGCAGUUGCUAACAGCAACGCAGGGGGCAGUAAUGCAAGUUCCUCCAAUAACGCAGGCGGCAGUAGCACAGGUAUCAUUAACAGAAACGGAGAUUCCAGCAGUAACGCAGGCGGCAGUAACGCAAGUUCCUCUAGCAACGAUGGCAGCAGUGACGCAAGUGCCACUAGCAACGAUGGCGGCAGUGACUCAAGUGCCACUAGCAACGAUGGCGGCAGUGACUCAAGUGCCACUAGCAACGAUGGCGGCAGUGACACAAGUGCCACUAGUAAUAGUGGCGGCAAUGACGCUAGUGCCACUAGCAACGAUGGCGGCAGUAACGCCGACUCGACCACAGAGCAAACGACAGAGGGCAGCACCAUGUCUCCACAGCAACUAGCAAUGCUUCAGGCACAGUUAGCCGGGGGCAGUGCCAACGGAGGUGGGUCAGAUCUUACCGAAGAGGAGGUAAUUGGUGUGAGCGUUGGGACCGGAGUAGGUGUCAUUGCAUUACUUGCUCUUCUGGCGUGUUUCCUGAUCUUCUUUUUGGCAAAGCGAAAGCGCCGCAGAGCCACGGAGGACUACGACGAAGAAGAAGAGCAAGACUCAGACGAUGAAAAUGAAAAGGCAAAAGAAAGAGACAGCUGGUGCCAGGACCGGGCAGGGAACAAGGUCGACCCUAUCAAGGACAGUUGGGUAUCAGGGAAAGCGCCCAUGUACAGGCCGGGUUCCCAAACCUCUUUCCCUCCUUCCAGGCCUGCGUCCGAAAUGUCCAACGGCUCGUUGCCACCUGCAUUCAACUUCCCGCAAUUCACCAGCAGGACCAGAUCCCCAGUGGAAAAUAUUCGUAUCACCCCUGAGCCAACUGAUGAGAUCCAUCUCGUGUAAAUAGAGGGCGCUGUAAUCGUUUGAUUGUCUUUAUGUUGUAUUCUCGUUGUGUUGUGCAGUGUUAAUCUGUGUAUUUUAUUCUGUUCAGAUGUUCCACCACUUGGACUGUUUUUACGUUUGUCAUUCUUUGUCAUUUACAAUUAUAACGUGCAUCGUUUAUGUAUUGCCUAUGCCUUUCAAACUUUAUCAAUUUGUGGUUUAAUGAUAAUCAAACUUCCCUUCGUAUCGUAUUGCUGUGUCCGAGGCCCCAUUCUCACCGGGAACGUUCAGAAUAAAGUCAUCGUACCAGGAGGAUCGAUCUAUCUCGGCGGGGACUCUCGCUUAAGUGUAGUCACUGUAAUCAACUUAAUUGUCUGGCACG